Molecule: messenger RNA, 1494 nt
Organism: Olea europaea var. sylvestris
Lineage: Eukaryota; Viridiplantae; Streptophyta; Magnoliopsida; Lamiales; Oleaceae
Product: zinc finger MYM-type protein 1-like
Exons: 6
Coding region: 1-1494 (497 amino acids)
Molecular function (GO): protein dimerization activity
Source: RefSeq, a predicted model, not a curated record
AUGGCAAAGAGCUGUGCUAACUUCCAUUGCGUAACUGCGUUCGACAAGUGCAGGCGUGCAAGUGCAGCACUCGCCUUCGAUUUUGGAGCCGUCACCUGUACCUGCUUUGGAGUGGAAAUUGCGAACUACUAUGUGAAAUUAACAAGUUCUGGAAAGCAAGGUGGAGCUCGCAUUAAGUGUGAAGUAUUGAUGAAUCAAGAGCAACUCAUUCAAUCAUUUGUCUACAAACAGUCAGAACAAGCAAGAAAUGCAUAUGUUACACGUCUUAAUGCAUCCAUUGAUUGUGUUCGAGUUCUUUUGCGACAAGGGCACUCAUUUCGAGGUCAUGAUGAAUCUGAAGAUUCUCUCAAUCCAACAAAUACUUGUGCUAUUGAAACGAUCAAUGUUAUUAUCAAAGAUGUUGGCGACUCACUAAUUUCUAUUCUAGUUGAUGAAUCUUGUGAUGUGUCAAUGAAGGAGCAAAUCUCUAUUGUUUUACGUUAUGUAGACAAUAGUGAGCAUGUCAAUGAACGCUUCAAAGGGAUUGAACAUGUUAUAAGUACCACGACUCUAUCACUUAAGGCUGCAAUUGAUAGAGUAUUUUUCAGAUAUAAUUUGAGCAUGUCUAGAUUGAGAGAACAAGGUUAUGAUGGAGCAAGUAAUAUCCAAGGUGAGAUUUUAAGUGGACGAGGACUUAAUCAAGAAACGACCCUUCAGCGCUCUGGUGAUACACGAUGGAGUUCAUAUUAUAAUUCUUUGGUCAGCUUGCUUGCUAUGUUCUCUUCUGUUUUAGAUUUGAUGAGAAGUGUGUUGGGGAUGUCAAAUGAACUGUCAAAGGCAUUGCAAAGGAAAGAUCAAAAUAUUGUGAAUGCAAUGCAAUUGGUGAGAUUGUGCAAACGACGACUCCAAAUAAUGAGAGACGAAGGGUGGGACUCCUUUUUGGAAGAAGUAUAUUCUUGUUGUCAACAACAUUACAUUGAUGUACCCAACAUGGAUGAUGCGUUUGUACGCCUUGCACUUCGUUGUUGCCAUCAGCGUAAUUCUCUAGAAAUUACAAAUUUACAUCAUUAUCGAGUAGAUUUGUUCUACUCUAUCAUCGAUUUACAACUUCAAGAAUUGAAUGAUCGUUUCUCGGAGGUAAAUACAGAGUUACUCCUUUGUGUGGCUUGUUUAUGCCUACAAGAUUCAUUUUCUUCUUUUGACAAGAAAAGCUUGAUUAGACUUGUUGAGCUUUAUCCAUUAGAUUUCUCUGUAGUAGAUAUCAUUACACUUAGCGAUCAACUUGAGAUUUAUAUUUUUGACAUGCGCUCUAACAAAGAAUUUGAAGGGUUGAAUGACCUUGGUGAUCUUGCGGAGAAGUUAGUUAUGACAAAGAAAAAUAAGGUAUAUCCAUUGGUUUACAGACUUUUGACUUUAGCAUUGAUUUUACCUAUUGCUACCGCUACUAUGGAGAGAGUCUUUUCUACAAUGAGCAUCGUAAAGAAUAGAUUGUGCAGUCGGAUGGGUGAUCAGUAG